AUGCUCGAGAAGCACAGCGAGUGCCGUCUCGAGAUGAACUGCGGCAAGCGACAGCUGGUCGAGCUGGAGAAGGUCAUUCGGUCGGUGCACCCCUUCGAGGAGCCUGCUUGGGAGGCAUACCCGCUCGCCGACAUUCCGUCAUCCACCACCGGCUCGGGUCGCGUGCGAGUUCUCAGCGAGGCCGUGGAGCUGCGCGCUCUCAUCGACCGAGUCAAAGCGAUGCUCAAUCUCAAGACUGUGCGGCUGGCGGUCUCCCCCAAGCACUCUCUGCAGAGCGCCGUGAAGAGGGUGGCCAUGUGCGCCGGCUCUGGCGGCUCCGUGGUCAAGUCCGCCCGGGCAGACGUGUACCUUACGGGCGAAAUGAGUCAUCACGAGGUUCUCGAUGCGUUGGCCAAGGGGACGUCCGUCAUUCUGUGUGAGCACACCAACACGGAAAGGGGCUACUUGCCGGUCUUCAAGACUAUGCUCGAGGAGAAGCUGCAGGGCAAGAUUGACGUCCACAUCGCCACCACCGACGCCGACCCCUUGACUGUGGUAUGA
This is a messenger RNA of Acanthamoeba castellanii str. Neff, 540 nucleotides long. RefSeq names its product NIF3 family protein. The coding region runs from base 1 to 540 and encodes 179 amino acids. The record is from RefSeq and is a predicted model, not a curated record. The transcript has 6 exons. NCBI's taxonomy places the organism in Eukaryota, Discosea, Longamoebia, Acanthamoebidae. Gene Ontology annotation, cellular component: cytoplasm; mitochondrion.